GCUGGUGCGACCCGGGCUUCCCGGGCUGCCUGGGCGUCCGGCGCCGCCAGCGGACAUCCACCACCCCCCGACGUCGGCAGCAAGGUCGCCAGGAACCCCGGCGCCGUCGGUUGGUCCUUAAAUAAAACAAUAAUCUAUCCAGUAAAGGGCUUUCAUGAAGAAAUUAACGAGAGAAAUUACAAGUAAGAGAGAAACUAGGAAUUGUACAUUGAAGAAACCACCUCAAACAACUGUAUGGAGUAAAACAAAAAGAGUGAAUACAUCUGGAAGAAAUUUUACUUAGUGUAUUUUUGCCCACCUUUUUGUCAUAAAGGCUGCUAAGGAAGAGAGAAUAUAGUUUUCUAGAGAAAGAACGAAUGUGAUGUAAAAAUGGAAACCACGGUUUCUGAAAUUCAAGUUGAAAGCAGGGAUGAGAAGAGACCCACAGAAGUUAGUCCUCAAGAUGAGAGGCAGGAGGGAAGAUCAUCCAUGCUUUGCUUCAAGAGAAGAAAGAAAGCAACCAAAACGAUGAAGCCCAGAGCUAGCUCUGAAGCUGCUGGUACGGCAGGAACGCGUCCACCAGAAGCAGGAGCUUCCGAUCAGCCACAGCCCCCAGGGGGGGCCUGGGCCUCAGUCAAACGUCUCGUAACACGCAGGAAAAGGUCAGAAUCUUCAAAGCAGCAAAAGCCCGUUGAGGCUAAAGUGCAACCUGAAAUCAGUGCUGAGGAUGCUGAUCUUUCUAAGAAAAAGGCCAGAUCUGGACUUAAGAUUCCCUGCAUAAAAUUCUCAAAAGGAGAGAAAAGAAGUAAUCAUUCCAAGAUUAUAGAAGACUCAGACUGCAGCAUCAGAGUCCAGGCAGAGGCUGAACAUGUGGAUAUAAAAGUUCCGGCCCAGUCAGAUGAGCAGGCAACAAAAACCGAGUUGCCCCGGGAUAGAAGUAAAGAUGGCUCUGGGAAGGGGGGUGAUGAGGUCUGCGAACCAAAUGUGGGCAACAGCACAAAUAUGGCUGGAGAAAAAGUGAUCUCAGUAGAACUUGGGUUAGAUACGGAGCACUCUGCCGUUCACCCGGGAACACUCAUCCUUGAAAGAGAUACGGAAACGAUUGAGGAAAAACAAAGGAUUCAACCCCAGCAAGCAAGCCCACUUGAAACUUCUGAAACAGAACAUCAGCCUCCAGUGGUUUCUGAGGUUCCUCCCUCACCCACAAUCCCAGAUCAGCAAAUUGUGGAAGAUGCCAGAAGCAAGAUCCUAGAAAGUGGACCAAAUUGGGAAGAGCACGAAAGUGGAGAGAUUGUAGCCGAAGAGAGUGAGCCAGAAGAUACUGAAUUGAGCCAGGAAUCAGAGCUGAGAGAAAAUGAGGUCACUGCAGAAAAACCCAAACCAGAAGAAAGCAAAAGAAUGGAGCCAAUUGCUAUUAUUAUUACAGACACUGAAAUCAGUGAAUUUGAUGUUAAGAAAUCUAAAAAUGUCCCUAAGCAAUUCUUAAUUUCAAUUGAAAAUGAGCAAGUGGGGGUUUUUGCUAAUGAUAGUGGUUUUGAGGGUAGAACUUCAGAACAAUACGAAACACUCUUAAUAGAAACAGCUUCUUCUCUUGUCAAGAAUGCUAUCCAAUUGUCUAUAGAACAGCUGGUUAAUGAAAUGGCCUCUGAUGAUAAUAAAAUGAACAAUCUUCUACAGUGACUUAAUUUCCAGAUCAUGGGAGGGGAAAAAAAAAAAAAAGCUUCCUGCUAAAUUAUUUUGCAUAUUUGUGGCAUUUUGCAUUCAGUUACAAAUGAGAGGCUAUCAUCUGUGGAAUUUACAGGUACAGUUCCAGCCCGGAAGUGCUAAAGAAUUAAGUAUGUAAAACUCUCCUACCACGGAAGUGCAGUCACUUCUGGAUUUUGGAAGUUAGUAAAGAUCACAAUGGAAGUGACAUAUGGGGAGUAGCUAAAAUGACAUGUGGUAGUUGGGGUGCUUAGGAGGAGGAAGCUGUGUUUAUUGAGCACUCAUGGUAUGCCAGAAACUCUUUAAUAUUCUCUGAUGUCACAAAGCCUUGUUUCCUUUUGAUAGUUUAAUCCUGUGUAUAGGUUAACAUCACAUUGGAUUUUCAAAAAAAAAUUUUUUACAGUGCACUUUUAUGUUUAAAAUGGUGAAUAAGGUGAGCUAUUUUUGUGAAUGUGUGAUUUACAGUUGUUACACUCAUAGGCAGUAGUCUUACCUCAAAAAAAAAUAUUGCCUUUUCCUAAUUUCAGCAGAAUGUGCAUAUUUGAAUCAAAUAUGAGUGUUUUUCUUGUCUUGCUUAGAUACCGUACAAAGCCAUUCAUAAUUUAUUUCAAAUAGGCAAAUAAUUACCAAGUGCAAAUGUGUGGAAAUGGGCCGUGCAUUUUCCCUCUCCGUCUUUCUGCCUCACAUCCAUUUCUGCAUGGGGUCAUCUGCUGAAAAAUUAGAGACAAAACCCAAAAAACUAAACAACAGCAACAGCAAAAACAGGAAGAGUAAAAUGCUGUUUUCCAUCCAGGAGAAGGCAAAUUGCCCAAGUAAAAUCUGAUCACAGAUAACAUAGGAUUCAUCUUGCAGGACUGCUACUCUAGAGACCUUUCAUCCACCUCUCCCCAAAGAGGGAAUUCAUAGCCAGCCUGGCAGUAGAAGUCCCAGGAAAUCAUAACAACUUAGUGAAAAUACUAUUCACUUUUGACCAAGAAUGAGCCAAGUUCAUGGUUGAAUAGAAAGUGAAAAAUUAUUGUUAAAGCACAUUGUAUUUUAAAUAUCAGUAUUCUCUUGUUGUGCCUAAGUGUCAACAGACACCAGUAACCUACAUUUUACAUGGAUUUAGAUAAAUAACUUUUUCAUCAGUAUGUUCAAUCCAGUUAAUCCCUUACCAAAAAAAAAGAACUUAAUGUAACGAUGAGAAGGGCUUAUUUGCAUUUUAUCUGGUUAUUUAAAUCAUUGAUCUCAUCAACGAUUGCCAUAUUUUUUGAAAAAGUAGUUCCAUUUCAAUCUUUCCUUGUGUGAAAUGGCCAUAAUACUAUAACACACUUCCCUACCUCACAGGUAAAGGUCCAAAUUGUAUAGUCCCCAUUGUCUAAACUGAGGGACAGCAUGACUCUGACAGUAGAUGAAGUAUAAAGAGCUUUCCACUCGAGUUGCAAGGCAUUUGUUAAAGAGGAUUUGUCCAUUCUUGGAGAAAAGAGUGUACAUUAGAUGAUUGUAAAUGACCCGGUGACUUCUUGCAUUAUUUAUGGAUUAUAUAUAGAAAGUAUGUGCUGAUUUGUCCUGUAGAACCUUCUUUGUUUCUUGCUGUGAGUACAUCUUGAGACCUCUGGUAGAAAAACCUAAUCUGACUUUGGAACUGAACCAAAUAAUGAAUAUUAUUAGCAAGAUUCUUUGCUGAAGUACAAAAUUAUUCCCCCAGACUUUUCUACCUUCAUGCCUAUAACCUUGGGAGGAGAAACCCACAAAAAUCCUUCAAUUUAGCAACACAAAAGUGGGUUUUCAAAACAUAUGACCCAAGAAAUGAGUUUCUUUUAGUAGUAUAAUUUUCAAACAUAAAAAGAAGACUGCUAAGUCAUUCUCCCUAAAAAUACUUUUUUAUUCACUGUAUGUGGUGCUAAUGGACUUGGAUGGCUACCAGCAAAUAUAUUUAAAAGUGAAAAUUUUUUAAAAAUCUGACCAAAGUUCGUGCAUUUUACAGUGUUUUAAGGAAUCCUGUCUUCAUUUAUUGCAAGAAUGGCUCAAGCCAAUAUACGUGCGUUGUAAGUUUUUCAGUAAUCUCUCAUGAAUGAACAAGUAUAGCACUUACCAGUGAUUGCAAAUAUUUUGGAAAGCUUAUGCAUAUUUGGGAGUUUUAAAGAGUUAUGAGAUAAAUAUGUGUAAUUAGUUAUUUAUGUUAAGGUAAGAAUACUUUCUCUGGUCCUGGGUUUCUACUUUUUUUUUCCCCUCACUGUGGUUUGAUACAUAUUUUUUGGUUAGACCGUAUAGUAUAACCAAUUGUAUUUUGUGAUAACGUGUGUACCCUACCUGUUUUUAUUUUUAAGUGGUUCCUCCUUAAUCUUUUCUAUUGAAAGUAUCUGGUGAAUUAAAUAAAUAGGAUUUCAGUCUGAAAAAAGAAUCCAGAAAAUAAUUGAUCUCAGUCUGAAUAUACCUGCCACACGGCCAAAUCCUAUUCACAUGAAUUCUAAGGUGAUCCAGAUUGUUUUGUUAUAGAAGCAAGCAGGGAUCCAAUAACUUGGAAGUCUCUUAUAAAAUGUGUUUAAUUUCAAUAGUAUUUAUUUUAAGCAAUUGGACCUUAUAUGCCAGACAUUAAGUGAACAUAAAUAGGUUCCUAUUCAGUUCAUCCCCAUUUGACAUGAUUAAAAUGAUCAUUUAAAAGGCAGUUUAGGGCACCUGGGUGGCUCAGUAGGUUAAGCCGC
Neogale vison (American mink) is the source of this 4367-nucleotide messenger RNA. RefSeq names its product A-kinase anchoring protein 5 (gene AKAP5). Gene Ontology annotation, biological process: positive regulation of adenylate cyclase activity. The transcript is spliced from 2 exons. Lineage: Eukaryota; Metazoa; Chordata; Mammalia; Carnivora; Mustelidae. The record is from RefSeq and is a predicted model, not a curated record. Gene Ontology annotation, cellular component: excitatory synapse; dendritic spine; postsynaptic density. Gene Ontology annotation, molecular function: calmodulin binding; GABA receptor binding; protein kinase A regulatory subunit binding. Bases 370 to 1659 code for a protein of 429 amino acids.